Diaporthe batatas is the source of this 2200-nucleotide messenger RNA. RefSeq lists its product as uncharacterized. The record is from RefSeq and is a predicted model, not a curated record. Gene Ontology annotation, biological process: microtubule cytoskeleton organization; microtubule-based movement. The coding region runs from base 319 to 1896 and encodes 525 amino acids. The transcript is spliced from 6 exons. Lineage: Eukaryota; Fungi; Ascomycota; Sordariomycetes; Diaporthales; Diaporthaceae. Gene Ontology annotation, cellular component: centrosome; cytoplasmic dynein complex. Gene Ontology annotation, molecular function: dynein heavy chain binding.
CUUGGGGCUCUCUCUGGGUGACGCUUGUUGCGGGUGGGACAAGAGUUCGAGCACGGCUCCCCAAAACGUCACCAGCACAAGAUCUCCAACGCAGCUCUCGGUGCAUUCCCAAUGCGACUGCGACACACCUCUCCCGACGCAUCUAGUUCGCACUCAGCACUCCGUAGUCCCAGCUUCGCCCCAUUCUGCUCUACCUCUCCAACGCCUGGGGCUGGGGAGCUUGCCACGUCUACACCGCAUCGCGUCUGCCAAAGCCCGGCGAUGAGCCGCCACAGCGCGCGUGAUUGAGGCUCUCGCGACAGAUCAACCACGAGCGCCAUGGCGUCGAAUUCAAACCGUUUCUCAACAUACACCACUGCCUCUGGUGGCUCCGAGGGCAAGAAUGGCGAGCCCAAGAAGGACAUGUGGAGCUCCAUGCUCGACUCUGUUGCCAGCGGGAAGCGUUUGCCGGAGAGGAACCUUCUCGUCAUGGGUGGAACUGUCGAGUCGCAGCGCGAAUUCAUAGAGUCCCUCUCCAACAACGAGCUGCGGCGGAACUACGACCGCCAGAACAAGAUACCCCCCGUGGCCAACCAGUUUGCCCUCGGCUAUACAUACUAUGACCUCCUCGAUGCCGACCAUGAAGACAUACUGGCCCGCAUCUCCACGUAUCUCUUGACCAGUCCCUCGCCCUCCUUCGCCUCGCUCAUCAAGCCGCUUCUCACUCCACAAUCCAUACCAAACACGCUCCUGGUCGUCCUUCUGGACUGGUCGGAACCAUGGUCGUGGGUGCGGCAGCUCAGGGAAUGGAUGCUGCUGCUGCGGACCGUUCUGCUUGCACUCCCGGAUGAGAGCAAGAUAGCCAUGGAGGAAGGUAUGAGCAUGUGGAAGGAGAGGGGCCGCGGCGGCUCUCUGAACCUCGACGGAACAACCGCAACGGCAGCCAGCGAGGGCGAUGUGUCAUUACCGCUCGGUCCAGGCGAAUGGGAGGAACCCCUAGGCCUGCCCCUCUGUGUCGUGUGCCAAAACGCCGAGAAGAUGGAAUACCUGGAAAAGACGCAGAGCUGGAAGGAGGAAGAAUUCGACGUUGUCCUCCAAUUCAUGCGGACGAUACUGCUCAGGCAUGGCGCAUCACUCAUCUACACUACACCCUCCGUGCCAUCCCAGCUACCAACGCUUGUUCACUCAAGUCUCGGGAUACACUCACUUCUAAAGAAGCAGCCUCUCAAGCCAAACGUCAUCGACAGGGACAAGGUAGCUGUGCCUCCGAACUGGGACUCCUGGGGCAAAAUCAGAGUUCUUCGUGAGGGUUUCGACGUCGAAGCUGUGAGCGAGGGUUGGUCAAUUGACCUGGAGACCAAAUUCCCACCCCCGGGCAGGAAACGUGAGAACGGGGAAGCGAACGGCGACGAGUACGACAUCGAUGGUUAUGAAAUCACCCCUGGCUCGGCCGUGACUAUGUUUGAGGAAUCGAUCAGGAACCCAACUCUCGAUGCUCUGCAAAUGGCCGGACGAGAUACACAUUCGACGAAGCUGGAAGUUGAGACGAUGGACACACAAGACUUUCUCACCUCGCAAAUCCCAAGAUUGGAGACGUACAAGCAGAAGGCGGAGGAUGGGAACCAGAGCAAUGACGCCAAGAAUGCAAAGAAACCCUCCAAGAUUGACGAAGAUGGUCGACAGGUCAAUGUCAGUGACCAUAUCGGACCGGUGCAAUUCAACGUCGGUGGCAUCCAGGUUGAUGCCGACGAUAUGAUGAAGCGUCUGCAGGACCGUCAAGCUUAUGGCUCGUCACCUGAGCCGGAGAGUCCAGUCGAUGAUAGCGCACAGGCACAGCAGCCCAUUGACACCGAGAACCUGCAGAAUUUCUUCACUAACCUCAUGAAUCGCAACACCUCGGCGAGAACUGGAUCCUAGCCUGUCCGGGGUGUCAAGAAAGGUCUGCGCGCAUGGAGAGAAGCCGAAACCGAAUGUCCAGAAAUGAACUCUGAGGAAGAUAAAGGUUACAUUAGAGUCGAUACCCCAAAUGACAAGACCGUAAAAUCUUGACGAAGCCCGUGGGCCCUAUUUCCUGCUAUGCUUCUGUGUUGCUGACCCCUAACUCUUUGGAACUCGCUGCCGCUUUGUAUCGCUUAGCACUCCUUGAGCUUUCAAAUGUUCAUAUAUCAAAUGCUUAUCCCUCACUUCAUGUCCUAGAAGUCUAAGUACGGGAGCCUUAUUU